AUGACAACAGGAAAGAAUGUCCUCGUGAUAGGACCUGGUUUCAUCGGAUGGAACAUCGUCGAUCGGUUGGUUUCCGAGAGCUACAACGUGACAGGUUUGGUUCGUCGCGCCGCUCACGGCCAACAAUUGAAGGAACUGUCUCGAGCCAAUUUCAUCAUCGGCGACCUGGACGACAGCACCACGGUCAAAAACCAGACAAUCCAACACGACAUCAUCUUUCAUACAGCAACAGCCGACCACCUCCCUUCAGUGGAAGCCAUCCUCGCAGGAAUAUCUGAGCGGGCAAAGGAAGGUAAAUCGACCAUCUAUAUCCACACGUCUGGCACAUCAGUCCUCAACGACGACGCCGACGGCGAGUAUGAAGGCGACAAGAUUUACCACGACAACAAACGAGAGGAGAUUGACUCAGUGCUCGAUGACGCACCCCAUCGACCAAUAGAUCUCACCAUUGUUAGAGGAGCGAAAGAACUCGGCGACAAGGCUAAACUCGCCAUUAUGAUCCCGCCUCUGAUCUACGGCUACAACCCCAAACACCAACGUCUCUCCAUCCAAAUCCCAGUACUCACCCGCUUUGCCCUGAAGCACGGCUACUCCGGGCACGUCGGGAAGGGUCUCGCCGUCGAAUCCCAAAUCCAUCUCGAUGACCUGACCCGCGCCUAUAUUGUGCUGCUACACCACAUGGAAUCAUCUUCGCCCUCAGAAUUCCUCAAAAACCCAUAUUUCUUCUGCGAAAAUGGCCACGACACAUCAUGGAAGGCUAUUGCCGAGAUGAUCGGCAAGGGUCUCCACAAGGCUGGGAAGAUCGAGAGUCCCGAGCCAAGAACGGUCCCAAAAUCAGACUAUGCGGAUCUGUGGGGAGAGUACACUCCUGCAGUUGUCGGGUUGAACAGUCGGAGUCGUGCCGUCAGGCUGAGAGCGUUGGGUUGGGAGGCGAAGGAGAUAAGUGUUGGGGAUAGCUUUGAGCGGUUCGAGCUGCCAGAGCUGCUGAAAGAGUAA
Molecule: messenger RNA, 996 nt
Organism: Exophiala bonariae
Lineage: Eukaryota; Fungi; Ascomycota; Eurotiomycetes; Chaetothyriales; Herpotrichiellaceae
Exons: 1
Coding region: 1-996 (331 amino acids)
Source: RefSeq, a predicted model, not a curated record